This is a messenger RNA of Ostreococcus tauri, 163 nucleotides long. RefSeq names its product unnamed product. The annotation marks the transcript as partial. Lineage: Eukaryota; Viridiplantae; Chlorophyta; Mamiellophyceae; Mamiellales; Bathycoccaceae. The transcript has a single exon. The record is from RefSeq and is a predicted model, not a curated record.
CGAUCGCCGACACAGGCGCACAAUUCCUGAACCUUUCAGCGUGGCGGAGAACGUGGACGAGAAAGCAGCGCGACGGCGCAAGGCAUUGGCGGAAGAGCGAGUCCGUCGUGAGCUCGAGGAGUGCACUUUUGAACCGGCGACGAACGCAUCGCGAAGAAGCUAG